Molecule: messenger RNA, 4046 nt
Organism: Aricia agestis (brown argus)
Lineage: Eukaryota; Metazoa; Arthropoda; Insecta; Lepidoptera; Lycaenidae
Gene: Taf2
Product: transcription initiation factor TFIID subunit 2
Exons: 21
Coding region: 129-3704 (1191 amino acids)
Biological process (GO): transcription initiation at RNA polymerase II promoter
Cellular component (GO): transcription factor TFIID complex
Molecular function (GO): metallopeptidase activity; zinc ion binding; RNA polymerase II general transcription initiation factor activity
Source: RefSeq, a predicted model, not a curated record
UUUUGCAAGAAACAUUUAUUAUUAUAUUAAAUAUCAAUUUAAUUACUGAAUUUCUUUUCUUAAUAGUGCAAAAAUUAUACUGAAAAUCAGAUUUAUGUGGAAUAUACGAUUGAUACUUUUUAGCUAUCAUGAAGAAAGAGCGAACUGGGGACAAUUGUCGUCCCUUUAAAUUAGCUCAUCAGAUCUUAAGUUUGACUGGCAUAAGCUUUGAAAGAAGAAGUGUUAUUGGAUUUGUAGAGCUGACUAUCGUACCAUUAAAGGACAACUUGAGAUACAUUCGAUUAAAUGCAAAGCAGUGUCGAAUUUAUAGAGUAUGCUUGAAUGAUCAAUAUGAAGCAAAUUUUCAAUAUUUCGAUCCCUUCCUUGAUAUUUGCCAAAGCGAUCCAAAUACCCGAUCCUUGGAGGUGUUCUCUCAGUUCCACCUAGCUGCAGCUCAGAAGACAGAUCCCGAUCACAAUGCCGGUGAGCUACACAUCCAGGUGCCCGAAGAUGCUGCCCACUUGGUGGGGGAAGGAAGAGGGUUGAGAAUAGGAAUAGAAUUCUCCUUGGAGUCUCCACAGGGAGGAAUGCAUUUUGUUGUGCCAGAGGGCGAGGGAACUUUGACAGAGAAAUCCGCUCACAUGUUCACAUAUGGGCACACAGCAAGGCUCUGGUUUCCGUGUGUGGACAGCUUUGCUGAGCCCUGCACUUGGAAGUUGGAGUUUACUGUUGAUGAGAGCUUGACAGCUGUGUCAUGCGGUGAGCUGCUGGAUGUGGUGUACACUCCUGAUCACAGACGGAAAACAUUCCAUUAUGUUGUCAACACUCCGGCCUGUGCACCAAACAUUGCUCUGGCUAUUGGACCAUUUGAAACCUAUGUAGAUCCCCACAUGAAUGAGGUGACUCACUACUGUCUUCCACAUCUACUGCAAAUACUGAAGAACACUGUCCGCUAUCUACACGAGGCAUUUGAGUUCUACGAGGAAACAUUGUCUACUAGAUAUCCUUAUCCGUGCUAUAAACAAGUUUUUGUUGAUGAGACCACAGAUGAUGCUACAGCAUACACCACAAUGUCAAUAUUAAGCACCCACUUGCUACAUUCAAUAGCUAUAAUAGACCAAACCUACAUCAGUCGGAAGGCCAUGGCUCAAGCUGUGGCUGAACAGUUCUUUGGCUGUUUCAUAACAAUGCAGAAUUGGUCGGACCUGUGGCUGGCCAAGGGUAUACCAGACUACCUAUGUGGAUUGUACUCCAAGAAAUGUUUUGGAAACAAUGAAUAUAGGUAUUGGAUACAUCAGGAGUUGCAAGAGGUGAUGACAUACGAGGAGCAGUUCGGUGGCAUAGUGCUGGACCCGUGGCAGCCGCCGGCGAGCGGCGCGCGCGUCGACAGCAAGGACGUGUUCUACUUCCCCGUGCGGAACGUCCAUACCAUGUCGCCGCGGUAUAUCGAGGUGAUGCGUAAAAAGUCCCACCUGGUGUUACGCAUGUUGGAGCAGCGGAUCGGCCAAGAGCUGCUGCUGCAAGUGUUCAACAAGCAACUGUCCCUGGCUACCAAUGCCGCCAAUACCAAAAUAGGCAGCGGUCUGUGGGGCCACCUGCUACUGUCCACGAACCUAUUCGUGAGGGCGAUAUUCACAGUGACGGGGAAGGACAUGGCGGUCUUCGUUGACCAGUGGGUCCGGACCGGGGGACACGCCAAGUUCUCGUUGACCUCGGUGUUUAAUAGGAAAAGGAAUACAGUAGAACUAGAAAUACGACAAGACUGUGUGACGGAGCGCGGCAUACGCAAAUACGUCGGCCCGCUGCUGGUACAACUUCAGGAGUUAGACGGCACAUUCAAACACACGCUACAGAUUGAAAACACAGUCGUCAAAGCGGACAUCACCUGCCACAGCAAGAGCAGGAGGAACAAGAAGAAGAAGAUCCCCCUGUGUACCGGUGAAGAAGUUGAUAUGGAUCUGUCGGCCAUGGACGAUUCCCCUGUCCUGUGGAUCCGGCUGGACCCCGAGAUGUCGUUACUCCGGACCACAGUCAUCUCUCAGCCGGACUACCAGUGGCAGUACCAGCUCCGGCACGAACGUGACGUCACGGCACAGUCUGAAGCUAUCGACGCGUUGCACAACUACCCCGGCCCGGCGACCCGCAAGGCGCUGACUGACACUAUAGAGAACGAGCAGGUGUACUACAAGAUCCGGUGCCGGGCCGCACAUUGUUUGACUAAGGUGGCGAACGCCAUGAUAAGCUUGUGGGCGGGCCCGCCGGCGAUGCUGACGAUAUUCCGCAAGAUGUUCGGUUCCUUCUCCGCGCCGCACAUCAUCCGGCAGAACAACUUCGACAACCUGCACCACUACUUCCUGCAGAAGACCAUACCGGUGGCUAUGGCUGGUCUCCGCAACAUCCACGGCAUAUGCCCGCCCGAAGUAGUCCGGUUUCUCCUGGACCUGUUCAAGUACAACGACAACUCCAAGAACCACUUCUCCGACAACUACUAUAAGGCCGCGCUCGUCGACGCGUUAGCAGCCACCAUCACGCCGGUCAUAUCUGUGUUGCAGCCGGGUGCACCUAUAACAGCAGAUUCUCUGUCCGCUGACACCAAACUCAUCCUAGAGGAGAUAACGCGAGUCCUGAACUUGGAGAAGGUGCUGCCGUGCUACAAGAACACGAUCACCGUCAGCUGUCUCAAGGCGAUCCGGCGGCUGCAGCAGUGCGGUCACCUGCCGAGCAUACCGACUGUGUUCCGGGCGUACGCACAAUAUGGACAGUAUAUAGACGUGCGUCUCGCGGCUUUCGAGUGUCUAGUCGAGUUCGUAUCGGUGGAGGGGCGGGCGGAAGAUCUGUCGGCGCUGCUGGCGGUGGUGGAGGGCGACCCCUCGCCCGGCGUGCGGCAUCGCGUGGCGCGCGCGCUGCGGGCCGCCCCGCCCUUCGAGCGCGGCGCCCGCCACGCCCUCGACACCGACCAGCUCGUGCACAGACUAUGGAAUAAUAUGAACAGUCAACUAUCCAACGACGCGCGGCUCCGAUGCGACCUCGUCGACUUAUACUACACUCUAUAUGGCUUGAAGCGACCUCUAUGCGUGCCUCUGCCGGAGAUACAGGCGAUGAUGAAGCAGAUGCACCACCGGGAGAGAGAGAGACUGGAAAGAGAGAGAGAGAGGAUGGAGCGGGAGAGAGAGAGGCUGCGGGAGGUGCGGGAGGUGGAACUGAAGCCCAUCAUCAAGCAGGAGAUUGUAGAAACCCCGAUAAAGGACGAGCUGCAAGUGGGCCCGAUGCUGACGACGGACGCGCCGACCGAGCUCCCCGUCCCGCUCACACACAUCAAGGAGGAGGACGACAAGAUAGACAUCAUUUCUGUCACGGACACUCCCAUGCCUAUGUUCAAUGAGGUGGGCAAGCGCGAGUACAUAUCGGACAACGCGGCGCCGCUGCCCGGUAUACCCGGGUCGGCCGGCCCCAUCGGCUUCGAGCCCGGCAUGUUCGCCGACAGGACAGACCUCGGAGCGCCCAAGGCCAAGAAGAAGAAGAAGGACAAGAAGAAGCACAAACACAAGCACAAGCACAAACACAGCAAGGACAGGAAGGAUAGGCCGCCGCCCCUCACCCCUGGCGCCCUGCGGCCCCCCUCCGAGCUCCGGCUGCGGGAGGAGACGAGAGAGACCUUCAGCUCGCUCAGCUCCAGCCAGAGCCCCUCAGAGGAUAUCUCCCUUACAACUAAUAUGAGCUUCUGAUUAGAUCUACUUGACAUCUUUGAUUGAACCAAAGUGGCGGAAGAUCUGCAGGGUAGAAUGAAUCUUGCGACAGCAAUAUAAUAGGCGUUUGACACUGCCAGAUGUCGCAGAACAUUUUCUGUUUGUGUAAAAAAUUGCAUUAUCCAUAGACAGCAGGUAUUGUAUAAUUUCCUCCUGUUGUAUUGCUGUUGGUAAAUACAAAAUGCCGCGCGGGUUUUUCUUCGUCAAGUUUUACCUAAAAACGGGCACGAGUGAUGGCCGCAGCGUCGCUAUUUUGGUUAAGUGAAAGCUAUAAUAAUAUUAUUAAUAUAAUAAAUGAAUAUAAUAAAGUAAGUACAAUGA